Rhea pennata is the source of this 911-nucleotide messenger RNA. It is a transcript of the gene GPX1, whose product is annotated as glutathione peroxidase 1. NCBI's taxonomy places the organism in Eukaryota, Metazoa, Chordata, Aves, Rheiformes, Rheidae. Gene Ontology annotation, molecular function: glutathione peroxidase activity. The transcript has 2 exons. The record is from RefSeq and is a predicted model, not a curated record. Gene Ontology annotation, biological process: response to oxidative stress.
GCGGGGAGGCAGCGUCCGCACUGCUCGCCAUGGCGGCGAGGGGAGCGGCGGGGAGCGGGCUGCUGGGGCUGCAGGCGCGGCCGCUGGGCGCGGCGGAGCCGCUGGCCCUGGGCUCGCUGCUGGGCCGGGUGCUGCUCGUGUCCAACGUGGCGUCGCUCUGAGGCACGACGGCCCGCGACUUCGUGCAGUUCAACGAGCUGCAGAGGCUCUACGGCCCCCGCGGGCUCGUCGUGCUCGGCUUCCCCUGCAACCAGUUCGGGCACCAGGAGAAUGCCACAAACGAAGAGAUCCUGCACUCGCUGGAACACGUUCGUCCAGGCAACGGCUACAAGCCCAACUUCACCCUGUUCGAGAAGUGCGACGUGAACGGGAAGGAUGCCCACCCACUCUUCACCUUCUUGAAAGAGGCGCUGCCCUUCCCACAUGACGACCCCUCCUCACUGAUGACCAACCCGCAGUACAUCAUCUGGUCCCCAGUGUGCAGGAACGACAUCUCCUGGAACUUCGAGAAGUUUCUCAUCGGCCCUGACGGUGUGCCCUUCAAACGUUACAGCAGGCAUUUUGAAACCAUCAAGAUCCAAGAUGAUAUUGAAUUCCUUCUUCAGAAAGUUCCUAAGAAUGUGCUUGGUUAAACCAAAGCUUUGCUGAGAUCUAUUGCUGAAUGUGCAAGAGGAAUCUCCACCUCCUGCUUAGUUUGUUAGGCUUGUGCCUGUUUUUCUGAUGGGGGGGGGGGGGAGCUGCUCGUUCUGGUGGUAAAAUUCUAAUGUCCUUGCAAGUUUUGCUCAUGAGAGUGCAUCUUCUAAAUUCCUGAAGUGUACUUGAUGUUUUAAAAGUUGCAUGUGCAUGUUUGGAAAGCUACUGCAGGGAAAGCAGCUUUGUGCCUCUGAAUAAAAAAUGCGUACUUUCUCUAA